Molecule: messenger RNA, 1833 nt
Organism: Kwoniella shivajii
Lineage: Eukaryota; Fungi; Basidiomycota; Tremellomycetes; Tremellales; Cryptococcaceae
Exons: 9
Coding region: 1-1833 (610 amino acids)
Biological process (GO): transmembrane transport
Cellular component (GO): plasma membrane
Molecular function (GO): transmembrane transporter activity
Source: RefSeq, a predicted model, not a curated record
AUGUCAUUAUCAUCCACAUCGACAAUAUCAGUCGAUCAACCACGUCCAUCUUCCCCUCAUCCAUCGGGACCUUCAACGUCAACAUCGCCCAAAACAUCCUUACGAUCAAGUAUGCCCGGAGCUUCUCCACCAAUACCCACUAUUCCAAGAUCUGAUAGCAACGGGGAGGCUUCGACUGAUGAGCAAGUGUAUGUGGAAUCACAUUUUUCAUAUCCUGGAAAAGGGACUCUUGCCGAGCCAUAUUUGGUAGAUUUUGGACCGGAUGACAAGACGAAUCCCUACAAUUGGAAUAAGACAUAUAGAUGGUGGUUGACUAUGUUAAUUGGAGUAACCGCUUUAUGUCCCCCAUUUGCAAGUGUCAGUUAUAGUAGUACGAUCAUCUCAAUAUUACCUGUGUUUGGAAUGUCAAGGGAGUUGAGCACGGCUGGGAUUAGUUUAUUCAUCUUAGGAACUUCCCUUGGUCCUUUGAUAUGGGCACCGAUAUCCGAAAUAUGGGGCAGGAAUUUCGCCUUCAAUAUAUCUUUCCCAGUAUUCGCAUUAUUCAAUCUAGGAACCGCUUUAUCGCAUGACACAGUUACUCUAUUGGUGAUGAGAUUCUUUGCUGGUUUCUUCGGAAGUUCCACUUUGACUAAUGCAGGUGGUCAAGUCGGUGAUAUGUGGGCUGCUCAUGAACGAGCUAUGGCAACGAGUGUUUUCUCACUUGCACCUUUCUUAGGCCCUGUUCUAGGUGGAUACGUAACUGAACGAUGUGGAUAUAGAUGGGUCUACUGGAUUCAGUUCAUUUACGCCAUCGCUGUGACAGUAGCCACGAUAGCUAUAUUACCCGAGUCAUAUGCGCCGACAAUUUUGAGACGCAAAGCAGCGAGAUUGUCCAAGAUAUCGAAAGAAGAAGGAAAGGAUUUGAUGUAUAUCGCUAAAUAUGAUGAGAACAAGAAAACGAAAGCUGAAAUCAUCAAGAUUGGCUUAUGGAGACCUUUCGAGCUGUUGUUUACGGAAGUCAUCGUUGGCUGUUUCGCCAUCUAUGGUGCUAUCGUCUAUGGAAUCCUGUAUCUUUUCUUUGCAUGUUUCCCAUUGAUCUACCAAGAAGUGCGAGGAUGGUCAGUGGGUCAAGGCGGACUCGCAUUUUUAGGAAUGGGAUUUGGACUUGUCUUAGCUAAUUUCCUCAAUCCACUCGGUAAUUAUUGGUAUAAAAAAGCGACAGUACCUGGAAGGCCUACACCGCCUGAAUCCAGGUUACCCCUAGCAUGUAUUGCAGCUAUCCUAUUACCUAUUGGAUUAUUUUGGUUCGCUUGGACUUCAGCUCCUCCUGUGCACUGGAUUUGGUCAAUCUUAGCUUGUAUACCAUUUGGAUUAGGAUUCCUUUGGAUUUUUACUGGAAUGGUCAAUUAUAUCAUUGAUUCAUAUACUUUAUACGCAGCGAGUGCAUUGGCUGCGUUGGCUGUCUUGAGAUGUCUGUUCGGCGCUGCUUUCCCAUUGUUCGCAGUGUUGAUGUAUAGGAACUUAGGUCUACAUAUAGCUGGAACUAUCGUUGCAAUUUUAGCAACGGCAUGCGCACCUCUACCAUUCCUGUUCUAUCGAUACGGACCAUACUUGAGACGUAAAUCAAGAUAUGCACCAUCACAGCCUCACACACCAGACGAAGAAGCUAUGGAGACUCCUGCUCAAAUAGAAGAAGAGAAACAAGAUGAAUUGAGAAAAGUCAAAACGAGAACAGAAGAUGCUUUGGAACCAGAAUGGGCAAGUGACGCAGGUGAAUAUGCGAAACAAGGUGGACAGGGAGUCAAGGAUCUGGAUUUAAAUCUGGGUAGACCAUUAGAGCAGAAGAUAAUUUAG